AUGUGGGGAUUCAUUAGUGGAACUUCUGUGAAAUCUGAGAAUACCAAUGAGGGUUAUGUUGGUUUGAUAGAUGCUUGGGAAACAAACAAUUCAAAAAUUAUUACUUGGAUUAACAACUCUGUGGAGCAUUCCAUAGGUAGAGAGUUGGCGAAGUAUGAGACAGCAAAGAAGGUUUGGGAUCAUCUAUCAUUGGGAUCAAUUGGCCCUUACAGAAUCGAUAGAAUUAAAGGCAUUGAUUUUGAAGGACUCAGAGGUUCAAUUUUGCAUCGUUCUCCACUUCCUUCUGUUGACUCAGUUAUCAGUGAGUUAUUGGCUGAAGAAAUACGUCUUAAGUCUUACACUGAAAAUGGAAUUCUUUCUGCUUCUAAGCCUUCUGUAUUAGCAGUGUCUUCUAAGCCAUCCUCUAAUAAUCAAAAUAAGCUUUACACAAGGGUUGCCUUUGACGAGUGCAGUUUCUGCAAGCAUAAAGGUCAUUGGAAGGCUCAGUGUCCUAAGUUGAGACAGUCGAAUCAAUUACAGCAGCAAUCUCAAGCUUGGAAGCCUGGCAACCAAUCACGAUCUAAUGCUCAUAGACCACCACAAUCUAAUACUGCAGCAGUAGCUUCAUCAGAUCCUAUCACUGAUCCUAGUACUUUGGCUGAGCAAUUUCAGAAGUUUCUCUCCUUACAACCUCAAGCUAUGUCUGCUUCUUCCAUAGGAUCUGCAGUCUCAGAAGCUGAUUGGGACAGGCCGUAGGAAUGGUGUACUAUAUAUUUUGGAUGAGCUAAAAGUGCCAGUUGCUGCUGCCGCUACUAGUGUUGAUUUGUCUUCGUUUCGUUUGAGUCCUUCUUCUUCUAGUUUUUAUUUAUGGCAUUCUCAUCUAGGUCAUGUUUCGUCGUCUCGUUUGAGAUUUUUAGCUUCUACAGGGGUUUUAGAAAAUUUACACCCUUGUGAUAUUUCUGAUUGUAGUGGAUGCAAA
Messenger RNA from Olea europaea var. sylvestris, 958 nucleotides. RefSeq lists its product as uncharacterized. The record is from RefSeq and is a predicted model, not a curated record. Gene Ontology annotation, molecular function: zinc ion binding; nucleic acid binding. The coding region runs from base 1 to 735 and encodes 244 amino acids. NCBI's taxonomy places the organism in Eukaryota, Viridiplantae, Streptophyta, Magnoliopsida, Lamiales, Oleaceae. The transcript has 4 exons.